AUCUUUGGAUGACGACACAAGGCACGAACCAAUCACACCUUAGGAUCUGGGAGGGGCUGGUUUGUUGACAGGAAGCGUGUGAGCUUGAAUCAAUAGAACAUCUCUGCGCUUGUAGUUUAGCCUGGAAAACAGAGGAUUUUACAUUCGUUCGCCCCUUCGUAGGUGUGUGGACUUAAAUUAUGCGUUUUAAGAUCGAUCCGGGGCCAAGAUGCAAUGGAGGUCAAUAGUACUUGGUCUGGUCAUAUUGAGACUCUCACUAGGCUUUUUGCUAUGGCUAGUCUUUGGACUGGGACCCAACGUUAGCUGGGGCUUCAACUUCCCUAUUAGUUUCAAUUUGCACAAAUUAGACUUGUUAUUCAGGGAGGAACAAAGGACCGACCCGGGGAGUAACUCAUGGACUCAACGAAUACACGGCUACAACUAUGAACAGAAGGCGAGCACCUGUGCAAAGGUUGGAGAGGAUUCCCCUAAGAGAUCUUACCUGAGCUUUUUCGAUGGUAACAAGGACGAGUACGUCCGGAGAUACAGUUCCUUUCCGGACACACUAAAAGCGCAAAUGAAGGACAUGGCCAAAGAAAUGUUCUAUUUCGGCUAUGACAAUUAUAUGAAAUAUGCUUUUCCAGAGGACGAACUGAAUCCCAUUGACUGUGAAGGGAGGGGACCAGACGUGCUUAACCCGUCAAAUAUCAACAUAAAUGAUGUCUUGGGGAAUUACUCCCUUACACUGAUUGACACCUUAGACACACUGUUGGUGCUCGGCAAUGUGACAGAGUUCCAGAGAGCCGUCAGACUGGUUAUAGAUACUGUAUCGUUUGACAAGGACUCAACUGUACAAGUUUUUGAGGCAAACAUCAGGAUUUUGGGAAGCCUUAUCUCAGCUCACAUCCUACUGACUGACCCGAAACAUCCUUUUGGGAAGGUGGGCUUUGAGGGUUAUGAUAAUGAGCUGCUUCACUUGGCUCAUGACCUGGCUGUCCGCUUACUGCCGGCCUUUGAGAACACCAGAAUUCCUUACCCCAGGGUGAACCUGAAGACUGGGGUUCCUCCUGAUAGCAUCAAUGAGACCUGUACUGCAGGAGCUGGGUCCCUACUGGUUGAAUUUGGGAUUUUGAGCCGCUUGAUUGGAGAUUCCACAUUUGAGUGGGUAGCGAGACGAGCAGUCAGAGCUCUGUGGAACCUGAGGAGCAACGAAACUGGUCUGUUAGGGAAUGUAGUUAAUAUCCAAACAGGCCAGUGGGUUAACAAGCAGAGUGGUCUUGGAGCUGGGAUGGACUCCUUCUAUGAGUAUUUGCUCAAAUCAUACAUCCUUUUUGGUGAAAAAGAGGAUUACAGGAUGUUCCAAGCUGCUUAUGAGAGCAUACAGAACCAUAUGAGGAGAGGGAGAGAAUCCUGUAAUGAAGGAGAGGGUGACCCACCUCUCUAUGUUAAUGUGAACAUGUUCAGUGGUGAGAUCAUGAACACAUGGAUUGACUCCCUUCAGGCCUUUUUUCCAGGGCUGCAGGUGCUGAAUGGUGAUGUGGACAAUGCCAUUUGCCUUCAUGCCUUCUACUAUGCCAUCUGGAAGCGCUUUGGGGCUUUGCCCGAGAGAUACAAUUGGCAACUACAGGCCCCUGAUGUGCUCUUCUACCCCUUAAGACCAGAGUUUGUAGAGUCUACCUAUCUGCUGUACCAGGCGACCAAAAAUCCUUUCUACUUGCACGUUGGAAUGGAUAUUCUUCAGAGCCUUGAGAAAAAUGCCAAAGUCAGAUGUGGUUAUGCCACCCUCCACCAUGUUGUGGACAAAUCCAAAGAGGAUCGCAUGGAGAGCUUCUUCCUCAGUGAGACAUGCAAAUACCUUUUCUUGCUGUUUGAUGAGGACAACCCACUUCACAAAUCUGAUAACAAGUACAUCUUCACUACAGAGGGCCAUGUCGUGCCUAUAGACAAGCGCUUCAGGGAGAAACAGUGGAAUGACUUUUUUCCGUGUGAGGAGGGAGCACUGGUAGAGAGAGUGCCAAACAACCAGCCACCAUCUGGCAACAUCAGCAGUUGUAACAGGAUCCCAGAGGAGCGGCGCUAUGCUCUACCAUUAAAGAGUGUCUACAUGAGGCAGAUUGAUCACAUGGUGGGACUUUUCUGAACAAAAGGAUGGAUAUGGUGACAUUAGCAUGAGCAGGCCUUCAGUGGAGCUGCUCAGAAAGAUGCAGCAGGGUUAAAAGAGAUCCACUGCUGGUCUGAAUCCACUAAAAGAAACCUGAGAAAGCAAUUUGAUUAUUUGCCAUAUAAACUAAAAGUGUGUGGGUGUUCUUGCUCUUUGGUGCACAGGCAUGUAGUCAACAAAAGCGAACAAGAAACUUAUCUGCUGGACACUUGAGGAGUCAGGCUCAAUGAUGUUUUGGCUUGUGAAGAGUUGGAAGUUUUGUUAGUGAUUUCAGAAUAAUUGGUGUUUUUGGUGAGCAAACAUGUUCAAGAAUGUGUGUGUGCAAAUAAUGUGUGUAUGUGCUUGAGUGUGUGCUUCUUGAAAUUACAGCAAAGCUGUGAAUCCUAACAUUGUGUUUAAGGGAACAGUGCCAUCUAGCCACACAUGUGUAAAAUGUACAACUUACAAAAACUCACCUCUAAAACUUUCUCCAAACAGGAUGAUUAGUGCCUGUUUGCAGUUGAGUCACUUGACUAGUUCAGUGCUUUUAUUGAAGGGCUGCACAUUUACAGAUAAGGAGAGGUUAUUAUUUAUGCACAUACUACAAAGGCCUGCCUCAUGUGAGGCUGCCAUGUUUUAGACUGUGCCUGUAGGAACUUCAGUUUGUCUUGUUUUGUAAGCCUGAGGCAGGUUUUCCAAAAUGUGGAAACAGCUGUCAUGUGUCUCUCACUCAGCAUUAUUCGUUUUUUUUCUCCAUUGACAGAAUUAGCUAUAAUGUACCUAUUUUAGAAAGGCUUUUGUUUUGCACAUUUGUCAAGU
Messenger RNA from Monopterus albus (swamp eel), 2938 nucleotides. RefSeq names its product ER degradation enhancer, mannosidase alpha-like 1 (gene edem1). Gene Ontology annotation, molecular function: mannosyl-oligosaccharide 1,2-alpha-mannosidase activity; calcium ion binding. The record is from RefSeq and is a predicted model, not a curated record. Gene Ontology annotation, cellular component: membrane. Lineage: Eukaryota; Metazoa; Chordata; Actinopteri; Synbranchiformes; Synbranchidae. Gene Ontology annotation, biological process: mannose trimming involved in glycoprotein ERAD pathway; carbohydrate metabolic process; endoplasmic reticulum mannose trimming.